UACUAGUAGUCUUCUCAUUAAUCACGAUAUUACUAUUAAAUAGGAACACAUUUUUACAGUAGUAGUUAUUAUAACUAUUAUUAAUAAGAAACAAAAAUUAAGGGAUGAAUAAAUAUAGUUAUGAAAAAGCACAUGACGUCAUCACGUGAUACAUUCACACAUACAUACGUAAAGUACUUGAGUAAAUGUACUUCGUUACUUUCCACCAUAAAAAUCUACAACAAUUCUGAGAAUCAGAUUUUGUGAGGAACAAUAAAGAUCGCCAAAUACUACUAAUAAUAUUGAUAAUUAGCAGUAGUACUACUGGUAGUAGUAGCCUAUUGGGGUGUUGUAAAUAAAUAUCAAUAAAUAAUAUAUAUAUUUAUUUAGAUAUAUUAUUCAUUUAUCAAUGAAUUCCGAUGAGCCGACAGCAGCCGAGCGGCUCCGAUGAGCCGACAGCAGCCGAGCGGCUCCGAUGACGACUCAGAGUGGCUCCCUCCUCCUCAUCCUCUUCCUCCUCCUCAGCAUCCAUUCCCGGUCAGAGGACCUGAGGAUGAGUCCGCUGCCCGCCGCUUUGUGACGGAGGAACCGCAGCAGAACGAGCCGAACCCCGGAAGCCUCCUCAGCCCGCGGUCAGCCAUGCCGUUGGUGAAGCGGAUUAUUGAACCCAGAUAUUUGUGUCGCGGCGCUCUGCCUGAUGGGGUCGCCAGUGAGCUGGAGUGCGUCACCAACAGCACCCUGGCUGCUGUCAUCAAACAGCUCGGAGGACUCAGUCGUUAUGCAGAGGACAUCUUUGGUGAGCUGUUCACAGAGGCCAACAGUUUCUACCUGAGGAUGAACAGCCUGCAGGAGAGAGUGGACCUGCUGGCAGUGAAGGUCACACAGCUGGACUCCACCGUGGAGGAAGUGUCUCUGCAGGAUAUCAACAUGAGGAAGGCCUUCAGGAGCAGUACCAUCCAGGACCAGCAGGUGGUGUCACGGAACUCUAUCCUCAACCCAGUGCUAGAAAUGUACCAACGCUGCGACAAACCACCACCCCUCAACAUCCUGACACCUUACAGGGAUGAUAAGAAGGACGGUCUGAAGUUCUACACCGACCCGUCUUACUUCUUCAGCCUGUGGAAGGAAAAGAUGCUGCAGGCUACCGAGAACAAACGCAAAGAGAAGAGACGACAGAAGGAACAGAAGCAUGUGGAGGAGUCUUCAGGACGAGAGGUGAAGAAGGUCAGGAAAGCUCGUAACAGACGGCAGGAGUGGAACCUGAUGGCAUACGACAAGGAGCUCCGCCCAGAUGCUCGAGUGACACCGUCACCUUACCACACCUCUGACGGCUCAAUGUCACCUGACAGGUCAGGGAUGUCAGACGACCCCUCCUUCCCCACCAGCCCCCACCACCAUGACGCCCAUGGGCAUGAUGGGAAGGAUCAUGUCACCGUGGCAACCGGUCAGACUCAGUCGUUGGACCGCGCACUCAGACCCGCCUCUGCGUCCUCUGCGGUUGCCACUGCAACUGCCCGGCAGCACUCGCUGGGCCGCAACCAGCCGCAUCACCACCACCCGCCGCUCACUGGCUCGGCCAAUCAGAACGGAGCACGGACCAACGCCACCAAGGAGGCCAAUGACCAUCAGAUCCCUCCAGCCCCCCCACCGCCACCCCCUCUCAUGCCGUCAGCGGGACAGAUGGCGUUCUCAAACAGCUCCACCCACACUGCCGCCAUGGCAACACCGCUGCACCCUGCAGCCGCUCCUGGCAACCAAGGUGGUGCUGCCGUCUUCUCUCGCCCUUACAGCCCGUCCCCUCCCCCGCCUCCCCCGGCUAACUACGUCCCCUCCCCCUCCCGGCCUGGAGGCCAGGCUCCACCCUCGGCUGCUGCGCCCCCGUUGCCCCCGGUGAUAGAUGGCAGGAAGCCUCCCGGUGGACCAAAUGUGCCCAUGAACGACGCCCGCAGCGACCUGCUGGCUGCCAUACGCAGAGGGAUCCAGCUGAGGAAGGUUCAAGAGCAGCGUGAGCAGGAGGAGGCCAAGAAACGAGAGCCCACAGGAAAUGAUGUCGCCACCAUCCUGUCACGACGCAUCGCUGUAGAGUAUAGCGAAUCAGAGGAGGAGUCCGAACCCGAGGACCAGGAGUGGUCCGACUGAGGAGAGGAGGAAGCUCAGAGUCUAAUGCUUCAACAUCAACAUCAAGACAGACCCCAGAUCAGUCCUGACAGUCGAAACCUAAAACUAACAGGAAAUAGAACAACAAUAAAAUCACUGGAAAAAGUUUUAGAGGGACAGUAACCUGCUGGAUAAAAACACAAGGCGUUCCCUCAGCUCAGUCUGGAAAAAUAUUUAGAUAAUGCAAAACUAGUUGAUAAUGUUACUUUAGUAAAUAUUAUUAGUUAAUUAUUCUCAUCACCAAUUAAUGUAUUUAUUAUUUUCAACCUGCUAAAGGCGCAGCGUCCUACAGUCCAACAUUUUAGUCCAGUUAUCUUUACUGAUCCUGUUCCAGGUAGUUAGUUAGACUUUAUUGUUUUCACAGCACUGUACAUCACAGGGAAGACACACAUCACACACCAGUUACAGACAGAAAUACAUGAAGUACAGCACAACAGCACACAACAACGCGGUUAAAAACAACAUGAAUCCUUAGCGAGGCACCCUGUUUAGGGCUGCUAUGGCUGCGGGUACCAGACUUUUGCCAAAGCGAGCCCUUCUGUACCUCAGGUACCUGUACCUGCGCCCAGAGGGCAGUACAGUGAUCGAGCUGCUGUGUGAUGUCCUGUGCUAGCUUGGAUUUGUAUGCGUGUGAUGGCCUUACAGUUGAGCUGUGAGAGGUUGGGUGUGGAGAGACCUAUAAGCAGUGUUGUUAUGUGUGAGUUUGACCCGGUUUGUGACAGACAACAUGUUGAAGGAACAGGUGCAGCAGUCGAGCGGGAUGGGUUGAACAGUACUUUGGUACGACAGUUGGAGGAGAUGGGGAGCGACAGAGUCCUCUGAGUUUACGGAUGGCUGAUAGUCUUCGAUGGCUUUUGAACGUCUUUUGUAUGCUGGUCGAGUUUAUUGUCCAGUGUGAGUCCGACAUAUUUGAAGCUGUCAACCAUUUCAGCUGUUUCGUUAUUGAUCAGGAUGGGGUGCUGGAGUGACGGGGCACCUAUUACUAUUUCUGGUGUUUUCCUGACAUUGAGAUAAAGCUGGUUACGCUCACACCACAGUGCAACAGUGUUGGGAUAGUCCAGAACAGAGCGGUUAUCUGGUGGUGGGUGAGGGGCUGGUCAUUGGUGUACAGCGAGUAAAGAAACAGGCUCAGCAUACAACCCUGCAGUGCUCCGGUGUUGGUGGUGAGUGCAGGUGAUGUUAUUGUGGCUACCCAAGCAGCUUGCUGUCUGUCACUGAGGAAAUUGUGCAGGAGAUGGAUCAGGUGGUGGGGGUGGGGGUGUUGAGUUGGUGUAGCUUCUGGAUCAUUAGAAGCCUUUGGAUGGUAUUGAAAGAAGAGCUGAAGUCCACAGAGAGGAUCCUGGCGAAGGUGCUUGGGGAAUGCAGGUGGUGGAGGAGGAGGUGCAGCAGGCAGGCCACAGGAUCCUCUGUGCCCCUCUUGGACCUGUAGGCAGAUUGGAGGGGGUCCAGUUGUUGGUUAACAAUUGUCAGGAUGGCGUGUAGCAGCAGCUUCUCCAGGCACUUCAUUAUUAUGGAUGUGAGAGCAACGGGGCGGUAAUGAUGAGUUCUGUGGAUGGCUAAGCUGGUGCCAUACAUCCUCCUUUGAGAAGGGGGGCCGGCUCGUUGGGGUCCAGCGGAGGGAGGGCUCUCAGCUCUUUGACGUAUUCGUCUGUGAAGUCCCGAGUGUCGAAGCGAGUGAAGAAUGAGUUCAGUUUAGUGGUUAAAAGUUCUGUUGAUGUUGAUGGACUGUGUUUGGGUUCCCGUCCAGUCAGGGGUUUCACCAUCUGGAAAGCUUGUUUAGUGUUCAUGUUGCCAAAUUCAUGCUCCAGUUUGUCCUUAAAUUUCAGUUUUGCUUUAAGUUUAAGGUUUUGAGCUCAAGCUCACCAGCCCAGAAAGCUUUAUGCUUCUCUUUAACGCUCUGUUUUACUAGAGGAGUGAUCCAGGGUUUGGAGUCGGGAUAUUUCUUUAUUGUUUUGACUGGUAUAGUGGUAUUUAUGUAGAAACUGAGUAGUCUGUAAUGACAGUGACCCUGUUAUUCAAGUCUCCGUCAAAGCUGUCCCAGUCAGUGCAUGCCAGGGAGCCUUGGAGUUGUGUGAUGGCGUCCUCUGACCAUUGUGGGGCACUGAAGGAUUGUGGCUUGUGACAUUUAAGUUCUUUUUUGUACAGCGUAAGUAAACAGGUGAUACUGUGGUCUGCGAGUCCGAGCAGUAGGUAUAAACAGGCAGGAAAUGCGUCGGUAAGGUUACCGUAGCACAAAUCCAAGAUGUUUUCCCUUCUGGUGAGAAUGUCCACGCACUGUUGAAAUGAUGGCAGAACAUUGUCCCGUCUGCAGCUGUUAUAAUCCCCCAAGAUAAACACCGGAGCUCUGCAACACUUAGCCAUUAUAGCGUUAGCAUCCUCGGGCAGCAAGCAGUAAACGCAGCUGACAACAACAGCAGGGAGAUAAUAGGUACACAGAGACACGGUCAGCCUCUCCAGGACAGGCAUGCAUACCUGGCGAUGAAGAGGCAGACCCCACUGCCCCUCGUCUUCCCAGACUUCCUGCUCUGUCUGACCUGAUGAUGCUGAAGCUGUCCGGGCUGACCUCGGCAUCGGAGACCGACCCAUCCGGCCAGGUCUCGGGCAGGGCGAUGAUGCAGAUGUCCCUUUCCAGUAAGUCCAUUUUAUUCCAGAGUGAGCGGACAUUUGACAGGAUGACGGAGGGGAGAGGUGGAUUAAAUGGACGCUUUCUUAAUCUGCCUCGGAUACCCCUCGCCUUCCUCGUCUUCCUCUUUUCCUCGGCCGAAGCUCCGAUGGUCGGAACACAGCAGGCUUGGUGUUGCAAAGCAAGGAGGCCCGGUGUAAGGUAUGAUGGUGUUCGAUCAGUCCAGGGUAACACAAACGACA
This is a messenger RNA of Siniperca chuatsi (mandarin fish), 5001 nucleotides long. RefSeq names its product wiskott-Aldrich syndrome protein family member 3-like. Gene Ontology annotation, molecular function: Arp2/3 complex binding; actin binding; protein kinase A regulatory subunit binding. NCBI's taxonomy places the organism in Eukaryota, Metazoa, Chordata, Actinopteri, Centrarchiformes, Sinipercidae. Gene Ontology annotation, cellular component: SCAR complex; cytoskeleton; lamellipodium. The coding region runs from base 427 to 2118 and encodes 563 amino acids. Gene Ontology annotation, biological process: positive regulation of Arp2/3 complex-mediated actin nucleation; actin cytoskeleton organization. The transcript is spliced from 11 exons. The record is from RefSeq and is a predicted model, not a curated record.